Cynoglossus semilaevis (tongue sole) is the source of this 797-nucleotide messenger RNA. RefSeq names its product polymerase (DNA-directed), epsilon 4, accessory subunit (gene pole4). The transcript has 4 exons. NCBI's taxonomy places the organism in Eukaryota, Metazoa, Chordata, Actinopteri, Pleuronectiformes, Cynoglossidae. Gene Ontology annotation, biological process: DNA-templated DNA replication. The record is from RefSeq and is a predicted model, not a curated record. Gene Ontology annotation, molecular function: protein heterodimerization activity. Gene Ontology annotation, cellular component: nucleus; epsilon DNA polymerase complex. The coding region runs from base 143 to 529 and encodes 128 amino acids.
GGGGCGUCUGGCAGCUUGUCCCCUGUUAGGAAGGGCGGAAACACAUGCUGCUCUUCCUCCGCUAAUGUUAUUGUCAUGUGCGAGGUGCGGCUAAUAAGCUUUUUUUGCUAAUGUGUAAUAAUAUAUCAGCCUAACGUUUUACAUGGCUACAACGUCUGUCACACCCACGGAGCUCGACCGUGACCGGUGCGGGAGUGAGGAGGAGAACCACGGGGUCGAGACGGAGGAGAGCAGCCAGCCGCACAGCGCAGGCCCAGCUACGGCCGUCAACAGCGGCCACAGCCGUAUUUCCAAACUGCCGCUGGCCCGCAUCAAGGCGCUGAUGAAAACCGAUCCAGACGUGUCCUUAGCCAGCCAGGAGUCUGUGUUCAUCAUCGCCAAAGCCACGGAGUUGUUUGUUGAGAUGAUCGCCAAGGAUGCCCUGGUCUACGCUCAGCAGGGGAAGAGGAAAACAUUGCAAAGAAAAGACUUGGACAAUGCAAUCGAGGCCAUAGAUGAAUUUGCAUUUCUUGAAGGCACACUUGAUUAAAGGCUGCCUUUGGAGACCAGUGGGAAAACUGAGAUUUGCAGCUGCCCAAGGAACUGUUGACCAUCAGAGACUUCAAAUUUAUGGAAAACUGCCCAGUACUUUUCUAACCCAGUAUUUGUCUCUCAGUUCCCCUGAUGCUGUUUCUAAAUAAUUUUCCACAAGGUACCAGUAAGACUUCUUUUUGUACUUUAAAUACAUGAGUGAUGUACAUUAUUUUGUAAAUAUUUGAAUAAGACGGAACAAUGGAAUAAAUCUAAAGUUUUUUAAA